AUGGGUCCAAGGGGCUGCAUUGCUUUGGUCAUAAAUCCUGGCAAAGGCCUUCCUGACACAGGCUCUGCUCUUAAAGUCCAGCUGCUGGCGUCCUCGUUACUCCUCAUGGGUAAUUCAGAAGGGGCGAAAGCGGGUUCCUGGCGCUUAAACCAGAUGACCUGGGUACACUCCGAUAACAAAACGAGGGUUGAUGAAAUUUACGAAGCUAAGGAUACCACAUUAGGAAAACGGUCAAAAGCAAAAAUUGACUCGUUGACCUAUUCGAUUUGCGACCUGGAACAUCUGAACGCUCAACAAAUACGGAACGACUCUUGCGGCGUAUCGCUCAAUAUUGCCCUCGAGCUGGACAGAUAUCAAAACGACAUUACUGCACUGUCUGAAACCCGUCUGGACUGGCAUCAUUGGCAGACAUGCUACGAAGGUUCUUGGGCUUUCCGCAAAAAACAUCAAGACUGGUUUGAUGAGAAUCGACCUGGCAUUCUUAAUCGUUUGCAAACAAAGAAAGAAGCCCUUAAAAAUAAACUUGCAAUCCAGACUCUUAAUCUUACAUGGAUAGAAUUACGAACAAAGUUCAAAGUUCGGCAAGAAAACGAUUAG
Molecule: messenger RNA, 597 nt
Organism: Helobdella robusta
Lineage: Eukaryota; Metazoa; Annelida; Clitellata; Rhynchobdellida; Glossiphoniidae
Exons: 4
Coding region: 1-597 (198 amino acids)
Source: RefSeq, a predicted model, not a curated record